Molecule: messenger RNA, 405 nt
Organism: Neurospora hispaniola
Lineage: Eukaryota; Fungi; Ascomycota; Sordariomycetes; Sordariales; Sordariaceae
Exons: 6
Coding region: 1-405 (134 amino acids)
Source: RefSeq, a predicted model, not a curated record
AUGCUGCCCCCCUCCCGCCCCCUUCUGGCGCCCUUGUCAUUUCUUGUUACCUUGGGUCAUUCUUCGAUUAUUUCAUUACUUCUAUUGCUUCAUCCUAACACAACUCAGAACAGCAUAAAGAAGCCGCUCAAGAAGACGGCGCUGGAGAAGCUGAUGGUCAAAUGGCGCCUAGGCCAACAACAAGGAGAAGCGCGCCGACGGGCACUGCUUGAAGCCCAGGCACUUGUAGACCAAGCGGCCGCUGCUCUUACAGCUGAGGGGCUGACUGAUUCAGUCAACGCCGAUAAAAAAGCAAUGCUUGCAGUCGCCGUUUCUGACCCCUCUUUUACUACCGGUACCGGAAUUACGCAAAAGAGAGUCAGAAACACUGAUUCGGGCAUCGGUAGCUCGGUGGAUUCAGUUUAA